Molecule: messenger RNA, 10736 nt
Organism: Podarcis lilfordi (Lilford's wall lizard)
Lineage: Eukaryota; Metazoa; Chordata; Lepidosauria; Squamata; Lacertidae
Source: the annotation of a GenBank genome assembly
ACCUGGGACAGGUGAGAAGAGGCUGCUGGCUCGCCUGCUGGGAGAGGGAAGGGCCGGGCCGGGCCGUCGAGGAUGGCGCUGUGUCCGGCCGUGCCACCGUCGUGGCGCUACGGGUUGCUGGUGGGCGCCUACGGGCUCUUCCUGCUGGUGGGCGCCGCCGUCUUCGCGGGCCUGGAGGCGCCUCCCGAGCGAGCCCUGCUGGCCGCCCUGCACGACGCCCGCGCCCGCCUGCUGGCCCAGCACCGCGCGUGCCUGUCGGAGGAGAGGCUGGCCGGCCUCCUGGAGCGCCUCAUCGACGCCGGCAACUACGGCGUCUCCGGCCUGGGCAACGUCUCCGGAGACGAGAACUGGGAGUUCACCUCGGCGCUCUUCUUCACCGCCAGCGUCCUCACCACCACAGGUAGGUCGUCGAGCUCAGCUCGACGGGGCAUCCCUUUCCUUUUGGAGCGGCGCAGGCAGAAAACCAACCGGGAGAGACUCCAGCUGCCCUCGGCUGCCCAAGCACACAGCUCCCUGAUCCAGUCUCAGGCAGCAAGGAUGGAGGAACGGUCCUGACCGCCCAGCUGUUGGGGGGGAGCCACUGUGGUGCAGCUAGACCAGGGUUCAAAUCCCCACUUGGCCAUGAAGCUCGCUGGGUGACCGUGGGCCAGUCACUGCCUCUCAGUCUGGUUGUUGUGGGCAUUAAAUGGAAAGGAGGAGAACCAUGUACAGUGGUACCUCGGGUUACAUACGCUUCAGGUUACAGACUCUGCUAACCCAGAAAUAUUACCUUGGGUUAAGAACUUUGCUUCAGGAUGAGAACAGAAAUCGUGCUCCGGCGGCGCGGCUGCAGCAGGAGGCCUCAUUAGCUAAAGUGGUGCUUCAGGUUAAGAACAGUUUCAGGUUAGGAACGGGAACGAAUUAAGUACUUAACCCGAGGUACCACUGUACACCCCUUUGAGCUCCUUGGAGGAAAAGAUGGGACAAAAAGGCAGAAUUAAUGAUGAUGAUGCUACAGGAGAGCCACCUGCCCCGUGCCUGGCAGUGGCUGGCUAAAGUCUCCUGCAAACAAAGGUCUUUUGCUCUCGCCUGCUCCCUGAUCCUUUGAGCUGGCGAUGUUGGGGAUUGAACCUGCAUCUUUCCGUAUGCCAUGCCAGGCACUCUGCUCAUUGAGGUUCCUUCUGCAUGGCAAGCUUCGCACAGAGAAACAUCCCUUUUAUUUAUUUACCUAAUGGUAAUUUAAAGGCAUAUUGGCCAUUUAUGAGCUAUGUUGUUAUAGUCUUACAACACCUUACAAUGUCAUACAAGCAAGCAAAAAAUUUUUUAAAAAAUAAAACACCCCAAUCUAAACCAGAAGAUGAAGUUAAGGUAAUGCAUCAGAAAUCCCUGAUAAACAUUCGUGUAGAGGGGAAUAUAUAGUUUAUGCUAACCAAAAAGCCUGGCCACUAAUAAAAUAUAACUUAUUAAGAGAUUAAGUUGUUGGUUAGGGUUAAAUAGAUUGAGCAAUGCCAGCACUGGGCAUUUACAGGUAUUUUGCAUAGUUGUUGCUUUUAUUUCAACAAAUACUUCCUCCCAGAACUGAGCCACAUGUGCAUGUCCACCACAUACAUUGACUCAAGCCUUUAUAAACAAAACAAAAGUAUUAUCAGUCAUUUAUAUCUUGCCAGGACUUUGCAAUCAGUGUAAACAGAACGUGGGUAUAAAAUGUGCCAGCAUUAAAACUGAAGAGCAAAUACAAAUGCCAGUAAAACCAAGACCAUAAAUAAAAACAGCUGCGUGGAGAAGGGUUUCCUCCACUGGAUAGCUCAGCUGGCUAGAGCAUAGUGUUGAUAACACCACAGUUGUGGGUUCGAUUCCUGUAUGGGACAGCAGCACGUUUCUGCAUUGCAGGUGGUUGGACUAGAUGAUCCUCAGGGUCCCUUCCAACUCUACAAUUCCAGACCCUCCAAGUGUCCCUAUUUUCCAGGGACGUCCCUGAUUUAGAGAAGCCAUCCCGGUUUGAUUUGAUCCUGGAAUGUCCCACUUGGAAUGUCUAAGGUAAAGGUACCCCUGCCCGUACGGGCCAGUCUUGACAGACUCUAGGGUUGUGCACUCAUCUCACUCUAUAGGCUGGGAGCCAGCGCUGUCCGCAGACACUUCCGGGUCACGUGGCCAGCGUGACAAGCUGCAUCUGGCGAGCCAGCACAGCACACGGAAUGCCGUUUACCUUCCUGCUGGUAAGCGGUCCCUAUUUAUCUACUUGCACCCGGGGGUGCUUUCGAACUGCUAGGUUGGCAGGCGCUGGGACCAAACGACGGGAGCGCACCCCGCUGUGGGGAUUCGAACCACCGACCAUGCGAUCGGCAAGUCCUAGGCGCUGAGGUUUUACCCACAGCGCCACCCGCGUCCCCUUGGAAUGUCUACCGCAGACUAAACAUAACGUCUUCCGCAGACUAAGCAUAACCAGCUCUAUUCCACACAAUAAUUCGUUUCCAGACCCCCUCACUUGCCUCACUUGUCCUCCUCUGGACAUGCUCCAGUUUGUCAAGACCCUUCACAAAAUGUGGUGCCCAGAACAGCACUCGCGAUGCAGCCUGACCCAGCACAGAAUAGGGUGCCACACUUAUUUCUCGUGAUCCUGCCUAACCAUGUGUAUCUAGGAACACGGCCUGAUUCCAACUCUUAAAGGCAGUGAGCCAUCAGGUCGCCAUGGGCUAAUAGUAUGAAAAGCCUUUAUUAUCCUAGAGGGCACGUUAGAUUCUCAGUGUCAGGAUAACGCAGAACAAUAGUACAUUGCAUUACCGUUCCACAAAACAAAUUAGAAUGGAGGUUGCUCUUUCCUGGCUAAAACACACCCAUUUUGUGUUCCUUUUUCAAACUGGGUACAUCCAUGGAUGAGCUUUGUUUGGACAUGUUAUUCCGCCUUUCCAGAAAACAUGAGCAAAUACGUUCUUUGCAAAUUAUGAGCAGAGUUCCCAAUCUGUUAACAAUCCAUAGAAACGGUGGCCUGGGGUGGCACCUUAAUCACGUGCAGAGGUCAGGGAAUAGCAUUUUUCCUGUGCCAUAAUGCAACUUCUUCUGCAACUGCUGAUCCUUAGAUAGCCAAAAACUCUAUCACACUCCUACAAAAGGAUGGGAAUUGUGGUGCCAAGCAGGUGGAAUGCCCCUGGUUGGGGAAGGCGACUUUAUUCAAAAGAAAGAACUGGGUGCAGGAGAUGGUUGUGUUCAGAAAGUACAACUGGCCAUUGGUGCCUGCAAUCCCCUGUGCUUUAGCCAGCACAGUUUGGUUUAAUGGUGGCAUCAGGUAGGCAGUCCCACCUCACCUGCGAAAAUGGUCCAAGAGGCUUGGAGGAAGUCAGGAUCCACCCACCAACCAGCUCCAGCUCCCCAUCCACAAAGGGGAAAUGAACUUUUGUAUGGCAGUAGAGGCAUUAAAAUGUGCCCCAUGCCUUAUACCAGAGUUAUUUAUUUAGUUUGUCAAAAGUACUCACUGCAAUCAGCUGAAUGCAACCAGCCAUGCUCUGGGCUCCCCAAUCUCUCUCCCCUCCAACGAAAACUAAUAAAUGAAUAGAUGAACAACCUAUCCAUGUGACACUGAUGCAAAACCCCUGCAGGGAUACUAUGCAAAAGAAGGAAAAAUCAUUACCCCCCCUUCUUUCUCCCACCUCUCUCUCUCUCCACAUGUUUUCUCCUCACAAUGCCUAUGAUAGCAGUAUCUUACACCAAACGUAACUGACCUGUAGAUAGGAGUCUAUGAACUUAAAACAGAGAGACUAUAUGUACCUUUGUUAUCCAUGAAAAUAUUUCAAUAAAAAUAAUUUUUAACAACAAUAUUAUAGCUGAUAAGUGAGCAAAAUCCCUGAGCAGAAGCAGGCCAGCUUUGGAGGAGCAGGGGGUUGCAAACUGCCCAAAGUCAUUGCAAAUGCAAAGAGGGGAGAAAGGGCAAUGUGCCCAUUCGAUCCAGUGUUGCCUAUUCUGACUGGCAGCAGCUGUCCCGGCUGCCAGGUCCUGAGAAUUUCCUUUCCCCAUCGCUGCCUCCCUGCUCCUUUGAACAAAGUCAAAACUCCUGCAUGCAAAGUGGGACCGCUGUCACUUAAGUUAUGGCCCUCCGGAAUGACGCUAAACAUCAGAAGAAGGUGGUGUUGGUGUUUUGGGGCGACAAAUGAAUGGUGCUUGUUCCUCCGUAUUUUAUACUUGCAGCUGAGGAUCAGCUGGGCAAAACCAAAAGCAGAAAAGGCCCCACCCUCGUAUGACUACAGACGCAAAGAUAACACGACCUGGAUCAGUUGCCCUUUAACAUACUUCAAAAUAGUUCUGCACACACAAUCAGAAUGAUUAAUGUCUGAGAGGUGGCCUGCCCUGGAUGGAAUUGCUCUCUCCAGGAAGGAGUAAAUCUGCAGUUUGGCAUCCUCCUGCACUGUCAAUGGAGCCUCAACUGACCUUGGUGGCUAGAGUGCCUGUUUUCAGCUCUGGCCGCUUCACCAGAGGGACAGUCCCAGAUUUACAGAAACCAUUCUGGUUUUCUGAUUUGAUCCCAGAAUGCCCCCAUUUUCCUUAGGACAUCCCUAUUUUCAUUGGAGAAAUGUCAGAGGGUAUGGUGUUAUGCGACUCCCAAGCUAAGGAACUAAGAAACUCUACAACCUUUAGAAGACAUCUGAAGGCAGCCAUAUAUAGGGAAGUUUUUUAAUGUUUAAUGUUUUGUUAUGUUUUUUAUAUAUGUUGGAAACAGCCCAGAGUUGAUGGGGCAACUCAGUCAGAUGGCCGGGGUAUAAACAAUCAAAUUAUGAUGAUGAUGGAAUAGGACGUCCCUAUUUUCAUUGGAAAAAUGUUGGAGGGUAUGAAAGACAACUCGGAAACUUCAGUUGGUCCAAAAUACAGCAGCCAGAUUACUGGUUGGUGUCUUCAGAUCUCAGAUAGCCCCUGAUUCAAAACAGCUGCAUGGGUUUCCCGGCCUCAUUCAAGGUGCUCACAUUAAUGCCUUCUCUGGGGCAGCCCCUAAGUUGUGGAACACUCUCGCCACAGAGAUGCAUCUGGUGACUUUGUUAUCCAGCUUUCAUUGAACACUGAAGACACACCUCUUCAUCCUGACCUCUGGCCUCUUGACACUGUAUAUUUUAGGAGCCACCUUAUUUUUUAUUUUUUGUUUUUUUUAACUGUUUUUAAUAUUGUUAUAGGGUUGCUAUAUGUCUGGAACUUCCCGGACGUAGCCAGGAUUUGGCUGUCAGAAACAGUGUCCAGGCGGAAAUUGCAUAACUGUCCCGGACUUCCCAUGUCGGAAGUGUAGAUUUUGUUUAAUUUACUUAAAAUAGCUUCAUUUGUUGUUGUUGAGAUUUUUCAAAAAAAUUAAAAAAAGCUCAACAGUUUUGUGACUGUUUGAAAUGUGGCAACCCUAAUUGUGCAUUAUUGUGUUUUAAUAUUCAUGUUGUUUUUUAAUUGUUGUAACCUGCCCUGGGGCUCUAGAGUGACGGGCAGGUUAUAAAUUAUUGUAAAUAAUAAUAAUAAUAAUAAUAAUAAUAAUAAUAAUAAUUUUUUAAAUGGCAGGAGAUGCAAAAUUGUCUCUAGCCUGUCAGCAAAUUGCAUAGAGAGACUGUUAUUAUGCCAGUUCAUUCUUCCACAAUAAAAAAGCUCAAAAACACUGACAUCCUGGAGUUAAUCCAGAUCACCCUAUCUGGAAAAUUCACCAUACCGACACGCCUAGACUAGUGCUCAAAUUACAGAGGAGGCCAGAGCGGCCCAUCCUAUUUUGCAGAAGACUUUUAGAAAGCUACAGGGAGGCAAUGAUUUUAUUAUAACCAGAAGAAGCACUUGGUGUGAUGGUCUCUGGCAUACCACGCAUUUAAAACAUCCUUAUCCCCAGAGAUGCAGUGGCCGGGGGGGGGGAGUCAGUGGUUGGGGAGGGUCAAAGGCACAUUACUAUUUCUGCAGCAGGGACCCUGCCAUGACCCUAGAGCCACCAAAACAGUGUGAAAGGGGAGCCCUUUAGCCACUAAGAAGAUGCACUCCCAUUCAUUGUGCUGACCUGGAGCCAAUCAAGGUGAAAGGCGGAGAAUCAGCCACUGAGGAUUGGCUCCUAGGGUCACUCUGGAGAAGGCGCAUAGGAAGAACAUUGAGGUUGCCUUGUUCUGUGUGCUCCCAAGCUAAGCAUUUAGGAAUACUGAAAAUGCAAGGGGCUUCUGUUUCAAGAGACUGGCGUGCAAAUUCUGUUACGUACAACGAGGAAAACACAACGCGAGUCAAUCUGACAUAGGCAGCUGCCCCUGCCCCCCAAAAUCAAUCAAAUAAAUAAAAACACUUAAGUAAAAGUAGAAACUAUAGAAAAACUUUGACAGAUUUUUCUGAGCACUUGGGUUCAGAAGAAACAACUUGUUGAGGCAUUUCGUUCCAAAUCUGCUAGGCAGAGGAUGGUCACAGGUGGGUGUCCUGCCCCCCACCCAGCAUCAAUCCUGCCUGCACCCAUGCACUCCAAAAGCAGAUAUGGGUGCACUCCAAAUCAUUUGCACCAAACAUAGCAGAUCUAGCUGAAAGGCAAAACAUGGAGCUCUAUCCUCAUUCUGUGAGACGUCGUCAGAGUUCAAAGACAUAUUCCCACCAGGAAAAAAACACCCAAGGAAGGUGCAAAGAAGUAGGGUAUAGCCUAGCAGGUGGGUCUGGCCUGUGGGAAGGUAGGCCACUUAGCGGAGACUCAUGCAGCGGCGCCUGUUCUUCUCGCCCACAGGUUAUGGACACACGGUCCCUCUCUCGGCUUUGGGCAAAAUAUUCUGCAUCCUGUACUCGCUGCUGGGCAUCCCCAUGACCCUGUUGCUCCUGGCCUGCCUGCUCCAGCACCUUCUGCCCCUCCUCAGCCACCGUCCCGUCCGGUUCAUCCAGACACGCUGGGGUUUCCCGCUGGCCCGCGUGGCCCUUGUCCACGCCAUGGGGCUGGGGCUGGCCACCCUGGGGCUCUUCAUCCUCAUCCCUGCCAUCUGCUUCUGGGCCCUGGAGGGCAGCUGGAACUUCCUGGAGUCGGUGUACUUCUGCUUCAUCUCCCUCAGCACCAUCGGCCUGGGCGACUACGUGCCGCGAGGGAGUUCACAGCCGCCUCUGCACGAGCUCUACGAGCUUAGCAUCACUUGUAAGUCACUAGGCGGCGCUGCUGCACACUUAUUAAUUAUUAUUAAUGCGUAAUUAUAAGAUCACUGUUAUCUUCUUAGUUACGGAAUCUGAGAAGGGGGCAUGGCUGCCCCUGCCGUGAAGGAACCCUGCAUUUCUGAAUUUGCUAUUGCACUACUGGUUGGGAAUAAAGUGUUAAGGUUGAAGGUUUAGGCUUCAAGGAAAACUUCCAAGUCUCUCUCUCCCUCCCUCCCUCCCUCUCUCUCUCUCUCUCUCUCUCUCUGGUCAGGCAUUUAAAUUAGCCAGAAGCUGUUCAAAUCCUCACUUAGCUAAUGGGCUCGACCAAGCAGAUGGGCUCAGAUUUCCGCUUAGUCUGUAAAAUGGGGACUAUCGACCUUCCGCAGCGUUUGAAACAGAAGUGGAAGCAACUUUCACAAUGCCCUUUUUGCAGCGGAUGCGAGCUAGAACGUUGUUGUUGUUGUUGUUGUUGUUGUUGGUGUUAUUCCGCCCUUCAUUCAUAACAGUUCAAGACAGUUCACUGAAUCAAGUGCAGGAUAAAAAUAAGUAAAUGAGUAAAACAAAACAGCAACCUCCCCCUUCCUACAGGGACAUUUAAAAGGGUAUAACAUAUUAAUCAGCCCAAGGCCUGGUUGAAGAGAAACGUUUUUGCCCGGUGCCUAAAAAUAUAUAACGAAGGUGGCAGGUGAACCUAGAUGCAAUGUUGUCUCUGCCCCAAAUGGCUUACAAUCUGGAUUAAGACCUCCAUAGCAAACGUGGGGUGAGAAGUCAAGGGCUGAGGUAGGGGACACAUGGGGAGGCUGGCCAUGAGAGAAGAAGUCAAGAGGGUGGGUAGGUAGGUGAGGCAUGGGUGAGAGGUCAAAGGGAGAAAUGAAAGGGGGGGAGGCAAGGUACGAAAUAUUGUCAAAUGGGGGAACUGAAACAAUGAGGACUAGUAGCUUGGUUUCCUGGCAUGCUCUGGUCCUUGGUUUUGCCUGGCGUGCUCUGGUCCAUGGGGUCGCAAAGAGUCGGACACGACUAAACAACAACAACAACAAGCUUGGUUUCCGGUGGAAAGGGCCUAUAAAGGGGACAUCGUGAUUAGGAAAUGCUACGACUAUGCUCAAGAUCAGUUGGGGAGUUUUGUUUUUUUUAAAUAAUGCUGCCCCUCCCUCACUGACCUUUAUUUUCAAACACACACCAGGCUAUCUCCUUGUUGGCUUAUUGGCCAUGCUUGUGACUCUUGAGACGGCCUAUCAGCUACAGGAAGUCCGGGCUUUUGUGUGUUUCUUUGCUCCUGCCAGUGACCCACCCCAGGAGGACGACGACCGUCUGGAGAUCUUGGCCAGAGACCAGCUUGCCUUGGCCACAGUGUCUGGUUCCACUUCCCAAGAUGUGCCUAUGGAAAGAGGGGCCACUUGACAUCUCCUGGGGGGAGCCAACCCUCCCCCAGUCACCGGAUGCUUUACUUUUCUUUAUUUGCGUUCUUGCUAUUUUACUGUAUUUUAUUAUAUUUGUAUUAUUAUUGUUGUUGUUGUUAACUGCCCCGAGCGCCAUUUGGCGGAAAGGCAGGGUGCAAAUUUAACUGAUGUAAAAUAAGAAACUGCACCCUCAGCUCCUCCUGCCCCUGCCCAGCCUUCAGUUUGUACCCUAGAAAGGAAGAUUAUAUGUGAUAGAGAAGCAUGCAGAGAGGAAGCAAAGGCUUUGCAGGGCAUGGAGAAGCCACAAGUAGAAAGCCUAUAUUUUCUCUAGGGGGGGGGGAGGGAAAACAAACAGCAAGAACUGAACCCUCUCCUCGAAUGCAGCGCUUUGUGAUUCUGUGGGAUGACUCCAUUCAAGCAUGGUUGAUCUAUGUCCAAUCGCUCUUCUAAAAAGAAGAAUCCAGGAAGCAGUGCAAAUUUGACACCACCUCCCAGACUCACGUAGAACUCUCCUUCGUUCUUUCUCGGGCCACAUUCACAACGUAAGUAAAAAGCAUUACGAUGCCACAUGGCUUCCCCCAAAGAAUUAUGGGAACGGUAGUUUGUUAAGAGAGGAGACCCCCCAUUCCCCUCACAGAAAUGCAAUUCCCAGAGUGGUUUAUCAAUCGACCCCUCUUCCCAGGAAUGAGGAGAAUUGUAGUUCUGGGAGAGGAAUACAGGCCUCCUAAACUCUUAGCAUCUUUAACAAACUACAGCUCCCAUGAUUCUUUGGGGGAAGUCACAGCUUUUAUCUUAGUGCUUUAAGCAUAUGGUGUGAAUGUGCCCACCCCAGCACAUUAGAACCUAAGAGAUGCAGUAGCCAUGAAAAUCCCUCAACAUGCACAGCUAUUAGGCUGCACCACACAUAGUAAUUUUUAAAAGCUUCCAUACAUACAAGGAAGGAAAGCUGUGGUUUGGAUGCGGAGACCUUAUAUGCUCCUCCCAGUCGAUUUUGAGAUAUUUCCCACUCUGGGUAUGUUUAGCCUGGAAAAGAGGAGACUGAGAGGAGAUAUGAGAGCCAUCUUCAGAUAUUGCAAAGGCUGCCACAUGCAAGAGGGAACAAGCUUGUUUUCUCCUGCUCUGGAGGGGAGGACCCGAACCAAUGGCUUCAAGUUGCAAGAAAGGAGAUUCUGACUAAACAUCAGGAAGAACUUUCUGACAGCAGGAGCUGUUCUGACAGUGGAACGGUCUCCCUCGGGAGGUGGUGGACUCUCCUUCCCUGGAGGUCUUUAAGGAGAGGAUGGAUGGUCGUCUGUCUGGGAUGCUUUAGCUGAGAUUCCUGCAUUGCAGGGGUUGGACUAGAGGACCCUGCCAACGAUUCUGUGAUGAUGCUGUCCUUCCACUGUCAGAGGCAGGGUGUAGUGUAAUUUGCCAAGCAACGAAUGCAGAUUUUACCUUUGUACAGCAGGUGAGUUUCUACAUUCACUCCUGUAUCUGCCAACCAGGAAAGCACAAGGUGUUAGCAGAGUUUGAGAGCAUUUUCCAGUCUAGCAAAACACUAGGGUGAAAGCCACAGCUGAGAAGAGGAUUUGUAGCCUGGGCAGAUUCCAAAGGGUCAAACACAGAGGCCUCAAGGGCUGCAUUUUGUUCCUCGGCUUCAGGUACCUGAACAAAGCCGGUGCAGUUAUGUUUAUCUGGCUGUCAAAAGGGUAAUUAUUCUGGCUGCAUGAGUAAGUCAAGGCACUUUAUGUAUCUAAAUAUAGGAAUAUAUUUUCCUAUUCUUCUUUUUUAAAAUUAUUUUUACCCCACCCUGGGGUCCUUUGGGAGGAAGCGUGGGAGAACUAAAUAAAUGAGUGGUGAUUUUGGAAACCACCCAGAGACUGUUGGGUUUGGGGGCAGCACAGAAAGGCAGUUAAAUAAAUAGUCUGUGUGACUCUUUCAGAGGAGGGCAGUUCCCUUGCAGCAAUCGGUGAGGGUCGCAAUCCAUUAGCAGAGGAGAAAGAGGGUUAGAGUAAUGAGUUCUUACUUAUUUAUACAGCUUACACAGUCAAUUAGCACAAAGAUGAGAUUAGACUAUGAGUGGAAAAAGGCUGACUGAUUGUAACAAGCCAGGAGCAAAAACUAGAGGUGGUACAGCCUACUUCCUAGAAGUCUUUGCUCCUGCCUAGUCAAGGGACAAGGGCUGUUUCCCAACCCAAUGCCUGCAUGAUGCCAGAAAUAAACGCCCCUGCCAUCUCUAUUGCCCCUUGUCCUCUUUCCCGUAUUCUCUACCCCAUUUUCUCUGAUUCCUGC